Molecule: messenger RNA, 2042 nt
Organism: Symbiodinium necroappetens
Lineage: Eukaryota; Dinophyceae; Suessiales; Symbiodiniaceae
Source: the annotation of a GenBank genome assembly
AUGCUGGUGGCCUACCUGUCGUCCUUCGGCUCAGCUUUGGGCCGCUUAGUCGCGGUGGUGGGCUCGGCCGUCGCCCUGAAGGAGCUCUUUCUGGUGCUGAGUGUGCACUGCAAGCAGCUGGCCAGUAGUGCCGGGGAGAGAGUUUUGGAGGUUGGCUAUCCAUUCGCCACCCUCAUGGGGGCGGGAGCUGGGCAGCCGAAGAAGAAGGCCUCUGACAGUUUCUUCACGGACAAGUUCCCGCUUCUGCAAAAGAUGAAGCGACCGGUGUUGGUGGCCUUUUUCCUCUACUGCUUCCACAGGGGCUGGGUGGGGCGGUGGGGGCUGCUAAGUGGGAUGAUGGCUUCAUCCUACUUCGACAUGCUGGCAGUGCCUCUUCGGGUGCUCGAUAAGAGUCCCUUUCGUGGACGUGCAUAUAUCGUCACCCAGAUCUACGUAGACUACUUGUUUAAGCUGACCGGCUACCUCAUCAAUGUGGCAAAGGGGAAGGCGAAGUUCCCACCGGAUUUUUCGCAAAUGUUCACUCCACCGGGCGGUGCCGCUGGUGCGAAUCCCUUUGGUGCACCAGGUUGGAGGUGCUUAGACAUUGCCAUGGCGGUCCGCUGUGCACUGGCCCUACUCGCUGCUUCCGCUGCAGCACAACUCUGCAAGGAUCAGGGUUGCAUCCCAGUGUUCAGGAGCGGUGCACGGUGCCAGUGCUUCCCGGGCUGUGAUCGCUACGAAGACUGUUGCUCAGACUACAGGACCGAAUGUUUCGACUCCGCGGGACAAUUUCGGACGACCGUCGUCGUUGAAGGAGGCUUCGAGUCACAGACCGAGACCACUUCACGGCCGCCGCGCCCGCAACCCCAGAAGCCCGUGCACUCGAGCCCAUCUCACAGCGAAAGCUGCGCGACUCGCGGCUGCAGUAGCGACUUCGAGCCCGAACGGCCCUGUCAGUGCAAUUCUGAUUGUACUCUCCACGACAGUUGCUGCCACGACUUCGCAGAAUCUUGUGGCACGAAGGGCGCUGAGAGCACCGAAACACGAUCUUGCAGGACCUAUGGCUGCGGGGAGCUUUAUGUGAAAGGUCAGAACUGCCAGUGCAACCCCUCUUGCAAGGGGCACGACGAUUGCUGUCCAGACUACCGCGCCGUCUGCCCACGUCAAGCGAGUGGUGGCUCGUGCAAGAGCUAUGGCUGCAGGGAGCUCUAUGUGGACGGUCAGACCUGCCAGUGCAAUCCUUCUUGCACACAACAUGACGACUGCUGUGCAGACUAUCGUUCUGUUUGCCCACAUCAAGCGAGCGGCGGCUCUUGCAAGAGCUAUGGCUGUGGCGCUUUCGAUCAGGCACAGAGCUGCCAGUGCAACGAAGCAUGCCUUGAUCAUGGCAGCUGCUGCAGCGACUACCAAGCAACCUGUGCCGCCACCGGCACCGGAGUUGAAGCUACUGAUGCUUCUUCCGGCUCGGUGAAGGCAUCCUGCGCUGCGUACGGCUGUGUGCCCUUCGAUGCCCACAAUGACUGUCAAUGCGACUCCGAGUGUUUGCGGCACAAGAACUGCUGCCCGGACUUUGCGGCGCACUGCUCUUCCAGACCGAUCCGAGCCCCGCAACGUGGGCCGGGCUCGUGUGCAGAGCUUGGCUGUGAAGCCUUCAGCCCGGCGGCGAUGUGCCAGUGCAACGAUGAAUGUGCCCGGAGGGGAGACUGCUGUGCGGAUUACGAGGCAACUUGCCACCUGCCGAAGGAACCACUCGGCAGCUGCGCCAUUUUCGGCUGCAUUGGCUUCAGGCAGGGUAAUGACUGCCAGUGCGACCCAGCAUGCCAGAAGCAUGGCAACUGCUGCAGCGAUUACUCUGCCUAUUGCAGCAUGCAUGCUGAGAAGCUGCACGGUGCCAAUCCCUUCGGUGCUCCCGGUUCCAACCCCUUCGCUGAUCUCGGCGGCAGCAAUCCUUUCGACCUAGGCGGCAUGGCUGAUGCUGCACCCCCAGGCGGCCCCUAUCAGGCACCUCCUGUGCAGCCAACAGACAUGCCCACGGCUCCGACCGUGCGCACUGCCACGCCCCC